This is a messenger RNA of Caenorhabditis elegans, 668 nucleotides long. It is a transcript of the gene gst-19, whose product is annotated as glutathione transferase. The transcript is spliced from 2 exons. Gene Ontology annotation, molecular function: glutathione transferase activity. Bases 5 to 628 code for a protein of 207 amino acids. Gene Ontology annotation, cellular component: cytoplasm. The record is from RefSeq and is marked reviewed. Lineage: Eukaryota; Metazoa; Nematoda; Chromadorea; Rhabditida; Rhabditidae.
AAUCAUGCCUUCCUACAAAUUUACCUAUUUCCCGUUUCGUGGGCUCGGCGAGCCGGUGAGACUUUUGUUCCAUCUAGCUGAUUGCCCGUUUAAAGAUGAACGGUUUAGUUUUGAGGAGUGGGGAGCUGUGAAGUCAAAGUCCCCAAUGGGUCAGCUACCCAUCCUAGGCGUCGACGGACUUGAGAUCCCCCAAUCUGCUGCAAUUCUCCGCUACCUUGCUCUGAAAUUCGGAUUUGCUGGGAAAACUCCAGAGGAUCGAGCUUGGGUGGACGCCGUAGUCGAUCGGUUCAAGGAUUUCUUCGUAGAAUUCAAAAAGUUCCUGGUUGCAAAGCGUGGCGGAAAAUCAGAGGAAGAAGUCGCAAAAGUUGUGUCAGAAUCUGUAGUCCCAGCUAUGGAAUCCUACUUUAAGCUUCUCAAUGGUCUGCUGGAAAGAAGCAAGUCCGGAUUCCUGAUCGGAAAUUCUAUUACUUACGCGGAUCUUGUAGUCGUCAAUAAUCUGGAGACUCUUAGAAACUUUGGAUUUCUGAAUGCAUCGGAGCAACCGAAAUUGACGGCUCUUCUAGAGAAAGUGUACUCGCAGCCAGGGAUCAAGGAAUAUGUAUCUAGUCGUACAGCUUCUGAUUUUUAGUUUUUUUCUAUGUUCUCUAUAAAUGAAUUUAUAAUUAUGG